AUGGUACAGGCUAGAGCUUUUCCACUAAAGAAGCUUCUUGGAUUCCAUUGCAGACUUUCUCUUCUGAGACGGACUUGCCUGGUGCCUGGGUUGGUCGACAUACCUUUACCUAAUGACCUUAUUCCUCAAGCGUCUGUGCAUACCGAUUCUUUGACAAACUACGUCGACGACGUCAAAGAGAUCAAAGCCGAGUCUGGGGCUAUUCUUGUUCGAGAGGAGACUCGUGCGGAGUCGGUCCCUAGGCAACGAGUCAGCCAUUUCCUCAUGGGUUUGGCCAUUACUGGCACAAUGACACAACUUCUGCGGGUCAUGCUGCAUCUCAUGCUAGGAGGCGUAUUCGCUGGGGCUUUCUUCGUGGUGGGAUGGGGCUCGAUCGAAGGGAAUGGUAUCGUGAAGAAGAUUCUGCUUCUGUUACGAGAGAAACGGUUUCAACAGCUCAAUGAUCCAUUCUUCAAGGUUCACAAACGAGUCAUUGUGCACUUCAUCGGCUGGCAAUUGCUUAUCUGGCCAGCUGUGGCAAUAAGUCAGACAAUGGUCGCCAUCGGAUUCCCAGUACUCAUUGUGGCAUUGAUUCCAUUUCGAUGGGUGCGACUGUUUUCGAGAGGUAAACUUGGGAUUCUGGACAACGUCACUGCCACCUAUGAAGUCGCAGGCCAAAAUUGGCUGAAGUCAUGA
Molecule: messenger RNA, 675 nt
Organism: Rhinocladiella mackenziei CBS 650.93
Lineage: Eukaryota; Fungi; Ascomycota; Eurotiomycetes; Chaetothyriales; Herpotrichiellaceae
Exons: 1
Coding region: 1-675 (224 amino acids)
Biological process (GO): transmembrane transport; monoatomic anion transport; monoatomic ion homeostasis
Cellular component (GO): plasma membrane
Molecular function (GO): solute:inorganic anion antiporter activity
Source: RefSeq, a predicted model, not a curated record